Molecule: messenger RNA, 2199 nt
Organism: Archocentrus centrarchus (flier cichlid)
Lineage: Eukaryota; Metazoa; Chordata; Actinopteri; Cichliformes; Cichlidae
Gene: pdcd7
Product: programmed cell death 7
Exons: 5
Coding region: 126-1592 (488 amino acids)
Cellular component (GO): U12-type spliceosomal complex
Source: RefSeq, a predicted model, not a curated record
CCAAUAACCUGAAGAAGAAGCAGCUCCGUGGCGGUCCUGAAGUUUCCGUUUAGAGUGUCUGUGUUUAGCAGCUCUCAGGCGUUGUACGAAGUGUGUUACACUCGCUCAGUGAACUGAUACCCGCUAUGGACAGCACGUACGGCUCAGACAUUAAACCGUCUGCCUGCAGUGGCGGCUACCUGCACACGGAGCUCACGGCCCCACCGUGGACGCCUCCGCCGACUUACGACGGUCAUUCCUACGGAGCGGGCUUCGGACGGUCACGCUUUGUCCAGCCGUAUGGAUUCGAUCCCUCUGUCCCCCCGCCUGGUUUCGGCUGCCCGCCUCCUGGACACUUCCUGAGCGUGGCGCCCCCCGCUUCGGUAAACGACUACAGCAGCGCCGGAGCGCCAGCGUGUCAGCCUCCGAGGCCUCACGCCCCCCGUUGUGACCGUGAGCCGGCGCUAGACUUCAGCCGCUGGCAGCACGAGGGCCUGCGCCCGGCAGGUACGGGACUGGCACCGCAGCCGGACGAUGACGCGGCCCGGCAGAGGAGGCGGGACGCGCAGUGGAUCACACGAUUCUUACAGACCAGAGGGAGAAGCUCCAGGAGGGCACAGAGCCCCCAGCAGCAGCCACAGCUGAGCUCCAUCCCCGCCCUCAGAGACGCUCUGUACGGGGCAGCCGAGCUCGUUUCACGGCUGGAGGAGAUCUGCCACACUCUGAAUCACAACCUGCACAAUGACAGCGUGUGGUCAGACCAUUAUUUAAGGGCUUUACGCGUGAAGGUCGAGCUGCAGGACAAAGUCAAUCUCCUCAGAGAUUCCGAGUGCUUGGAUCAGUUGAAAACUAAAGUGUCCCGAGCUGCUCGGAGGAGGGUCCGAAGACUGCGGGCCAGGAAAGAAGCGCAGAUAGAGGAGCAGCACGCAGAGGAGCGCAGAUCUCAGAAAGAGGCCGCUAUAGAUAAAUGGAGGAUGAAACUGAUGCAGGAGGUGGAGGAGAAGAAAAAGGAGCAGGACCUGAAACUGGCUGCAGACUCUGUUCUGUGUGAGGUGAGGAAGAAGCAGGCAGAUGUGAAGAGGAUGCAGGACAUCCUGAGAUCUCUGGAGAAGCUGCGCAGGCUAAGGAAAGAGGCAGUAUCCAAGAAAGGCAUUGUCACCGAGCUGCAGAGCGACGAGGUGUUCAGCGGCAGACUGGAGCAGCUGAGGACUGUGAUGAAAAAGAGGACUGCUGUUUACUCGGCAGAGGAGAAAGCGCUGAUGGUGAUGCUGGAAGGCGAGCAGGAGGAAGAGAGGAGGAGAGAGCAGGAGAGACGAGCGAGGAAGGAGAGAGAGAGACAGCUGCAGAGGAAACACAGAGUGGACUCCAUGCUGUUUGGAGAAGAGUUUCCAGCUGACUGCGCCCUGCAGCCCUUCAGAGACUAUUACAGCCAGGCUGAACACUCUCUGCAUGCUCUCAUCCAAAUCAGAAAAGAAUGGGACACAUUUUUGGUUGCAGCAGAUCAUCCUGACAGUUCAUCAGUUCCUCAGAGCUGGAUCCUGCCAGACCCCCCAUCAGACCAGGCCUGGGCCUCUGCCCUGCAGACUGCUGACACCGACUGCGACAGCCUCUGACUCCUUCUCUGCGUGCAAGAACUAACUGAUGGUGACAAAGGAAGCUGCACCUUCGCUGGAUUUUUGAACACACUUUGAUCAAAGUGGCCACACAGCUUCUGAAACAUAUGUCUAGUUUCUUGUCUUAUCCAUGUGACGUGCAGCUGAGGAGCUGUUGUUCCAGAGGGCCAUAGAAAUGCAUUAUCACUGUUUUCUUUACCUCAUUAAGGGUUUAUUUAUUUCAGAAUGAACAAGAAAUGAAAUAAACAAUAUGAAGAUGUCAUACAUUUCAUUAUUUUAUUUCAUUACAUUAUUAUGCUAACAGAUGGAAGCACACCAAAGCAUUUAUCAUUUACAUUUAUUUAGGAGAAAGCAUAACACUCCAGGAUGUAAGCUCAACAAGCUGAAUUUAAAAAUAAACUCUGAUCAGCACAGUUCAGUCAACUCUGGAUAUGUUCACCUUCAGUUAAAGACAUCAGCGAUGGAUCUCUGAAACCAUGAUUCACCAUGGCACUGGGUAAACAGAAUAAGAAUGGCUAUUGAUCCCAGUGGGAGCUUCAUAUGUCUGACAGCUCAUCUAUUUGUAUGAGAACUGAAAGGCCUGAUUGCUGUGGGUAACAAUGAUUUC